AUGAAUACUGAGGUUGAGAACCCCCCGGAAGCCCUCUUCCGCCCCUCAAAGCGCCGCAAAUUCAUCCGACGGCGUGCAGAUGGCUCCGAUGAGACGGCCGUGAAUGGCGAAGAGCCAACCGAGCCUACUAGUGCGCAGAAUCGCCGCACACCUGAAUCUCACGCUACUGCUGAAAAAGAUGAAUCUACCCAAGAAUCUAUCGUGGUUCGCCAGCGGCGGCUGCCGCAUACUCGAAAGGGGGGUAUUGGAUUCUCCGCCACAUCGCGACUAGGUCAAGACAACAGCCGACAGACAGCGCUAAGUUCUGUCGAGGACACAGGCAAAGAGGAGAUCCAGGCUAUGGGUGAUAGAUUUACGGCAUACACUGGUCAGACGGUUGACGUGGACAGGCACAUGAUGGCCUACAUAGAUUCCGAAAUGGCUAAACGUCACCAACGCGGUCCUCUACCAGAGACUCCAGAGGCCAGUCAGUCACCUUCUCCAUCAGCCAUCGAUGGGCGCUCAAUACCGGGCCAGCAAGAGCGUAAACCCGCAACUUUAGGUAGAUUGCAUGAAAUCGACCUUGGCGAAGAGACAAAAUUGGAAAAUAUUGCGCGAACUCAAGCCGCUGCUCGAAGACUGGAGGGGCAUGAAGAGCUACCGCUUACCGGUGAAUCAAGCAUUCAAUCGGACGGCGCUGGGACAGGCGAAAAGCGAUGGCGCAACCGCAAACGACGCACCAGCGCUGACAUUGAACGAGAUCGGUUAGUAGAAGAAGUAUUGCGUGAGAUGGAUGUCUACGACGAACCGGAGGAUGAACCGCAGGCCGAUGACCAAGCUGCCGAUGACCGAGUUGCUGAACAAUUCCGGCGAGACUUCCUCGAUGCCAUCCAGUCCCGUCGUCGAACACGCACUACGAAGACAGUCAAUAAGACGGAGGCGCCGAGGGGACCGAAGUUGGGAGGAAGCCGAAGCGCUAGGGCGGCGAUGCGAGAGAUGCAGGGUAAAUCUGGGCAGAAGUGA
Penicillium macrosclerotiorum is the source of this 1002-nucleotide messenger RNA. RefSeq names its product telomere length and silencing 1 family protein. The coding region runs from base 1 to 1002 and encodes 333 amino acids. The record is from RefSeq and is a predicted model, not a curated record. Lineage: Eukaryota; Fungi; Ascomycota; Eurotiomycetes; Eurotiales; Aspergillaceae. Gene Ontology annotation, cellular component: spliceosomal complex. The transcript is spliced from 3 exons. Gene Ontology annotation, biological process: mRNA splicing, via spliceosome.